Molecule: messenger RNA, 777 nt
Organism: Abrus precatorius (Indian licorice)
Lineage: Eukaryota; Viridiplantae; Streptophyta; Magnoliopsida; Fabales; Fabaceae
Exons: 1
Coding region: 1-777 (258 amino acids)
Source: RefSeq, a predicted model, not a curated record
AUGUCAAUAAAUGUGUGUUCAGAGAAAGCAGGCUUUGGAAUCAGCCCUCGCAUUUCAUUCUCGCAAGACCCCAAAAACACAAUCUCAGUUGAAAGCCCUCGUAAGCAAGACACGUGCAUAUUAGACUCGAGCUCAGACUUCGUUUUCUGCAUCACAAACGGCGUCCCACACAAACUCUCUUCAGCGGACGAGCUUUUCUCCAACGGCAAAAUCGUUCCCAAGCAAAUCACCAGAAUUUCCAAAGCCCCACCACACCAGCCCCAUCAUCAACCCCAUUUCAACACGCAAAAGAAGAGGCUCAAAGAGUUCUUGUCAGAGCCAGAUGAUGACGACACCCAAGAACAUGAUAAGCCCAAUUCUUCUUCCAAACAUUUCUGGCGUAGCAGCAGUUUGAACUGUGAUGGGGCCACACGUGGGAAACGCUUGCUUCGUUCUUCCUUGCAGUUUCUGUCACGAAGCUAUUCAACUGGCUCGGCACCGAACACGCCAAAACAUGGCCUUAUUCGAAGGGGAAAUGCAGAGAGGCAUAGGCUGCAGAAACAGUCCUCUGCUUCAUCGUUGUCAUUGUCUUUGUCAUCAUCGUCUUCAGCAAGUUCAAGUGCAUAUUAUUUCUAUGAUUCCGCUCAAAAGCCUUCUUUAAAGAAAAAUUGUGGCUCUUCUGCUGGUAAUGCUGUUCGCAUUAGUCCUGUUUUGAAUCUUCCCCGUCGCAAAGCUUCUAAGAGCUUCUUCGGAUUUGGUUCACUAUUCUGUAAUGGGAAGAUUAAAAGCAAAAAAUAA